This is a messenger RNA of Sinocyclocheilus rhinocerous, 3587 nucleotides long. Its product is annotated as A disintegrin and metalloproteinase with thrombospondin motifs 3-like. The transcript has 23 exons. Gene Ontology annotation, cellular component: extracellular matrix. The coding region runs from base 1 to 3267 and encodes 1088 amino acids. Gene Ontology annotation, biological process: extracellular matrix organization; proteolysis. NCBI's taxonomy places the organism in Eukaryota, Metazoa, Chordata, Actinopteri, Cypriniformes, Cyprinidae. Gene Ontology annotation, molecular function: metalloendopeptidase activity. The record is from RefSeq and is a predicted model, not a curated record.
AUGUAUGACCCAUUUUUCCACGUGUGGAGCUUCAGGCGUCCACUUCAGUCCAUCAGAACUCUGCAGAAACUCUCGGUGUCCGUCAGUCUGGAGUUUGAGCGACGCUCGCAAUGCUCCGCAGUUCCGCGCAACUUUCUCCAACACACCGUUCCUCAUGAACCGCGUCCAGGAGGAAAGUUUCCAGUGUACUUCCAGAAGAAAAGUCUCGUGCAUUGGCUCUCAGGGGCCUCAGUGGCCAUCAGUAACUGUGAUGGACUGAAUCCUGGAGAAAGAGCUGCAACAGCAGCAAAGAUUACAAUAAUGAAAAAUAAUGACCGUUUGGGCUUUGUGUUUCCUGGCCCACAUACGGUCUUUGUGUUCCAGAUGAAAGUGCUUCCUUCUGCCUUUGUUCAGGCAGGCUUGAUUCGCACUGAUGAUGAAGAGUUCUUCAUCGAGCCUCUGGAGAAAGGCCAGCAGGAGGUGGAGGUCAAAGGUCGCGUCCAUGUGGUCUACCGAAGGUCGGCCAUCAAAAGGGACAAGGAUCAAAAGCGAUAUGACCUUCACAAUGAAGUGACAGACUUUGGAAUCGCCGAGCUGCCCAACGCUCUCAGCGUGCUGGAGGAGAAACUGUCAGAGACGGAGCGCAAACGCAGACACGCCAAGAAAGACGACUACAACAUCGAGGUGCUGCUCGCCGUGGACGACUCGGUCGUGCGCUUCCAUGGCAAAGAGCACGUGCAGAACUACGUCUUGACGCUGAUGAACAUCGUUGAUGAAAUCUAUCACGAUGAGUCUCUGGGAACCAACAUCAACAUUGUGCUGGUCCGAAUGAUCCUGGUGGGAUAUCGUCAGUCCAUCAGCCUGAUUGAGCACGGGAAUCCGUCCCGGAGUCUGGAGCAGGUGUGCCGCUGGGCAAACACACAGCAGAGGCUUGACCCCGAGCACGCCGAGCAUCACGACCAUGCUAUCUUCCUCACCAGGCAAGAUUUUGGUCCCGCAGGUAUGCAAGGUUACGCCCCGGUAACAGGCAUGUGCCACCCGCUGCGGAGCUGCACGCUCAACCACGAAGACGGCUUUUCCUCUGCCUUUGUGGUGGCGCACGAAACCGGACACGUGCUGGGAAUGGAGCAUGACGGCCAGGGGAACCGCUGCUCGGACGAGACCAGUAUGGGCAGCAUCAUGGCUCCGCUGGUCCAGGCCGCGUUUCACCGCUACCACUGGUCCCGCUGCAGCAAACAGGAGCUCAACCGAUACAUCCACUCGUACGACUGUCUUCUGGAUGAUCCCUUCGAGCUGAAAUGGCCCAAACUCACAGAGCUUCCUGGGAUAAAUUACUCCAUGGAUGAGCAGUGCCGCUUUGAUUUCGGUGUGGGGUAUAAGAUGUGCACCGCCUUCCGUACGUAUGACCCGUGUAAGCAGCUGUGGUGCAGCCAUCCUGACAAUCAGUACUUCUGUAAGACCAAGAAGGGCCCGCCGGUCGACGGGACGGAGUGUGCACCAGGAAAGUGGUGUUUUAAGGGCCACUGCAUCUGGAGGUCAUCCCAUGAGCCCUACGGUCACGACGGAGGCUGGAGUUCCUGGGGGAAGUUUGGCUCGUGCUCUCGUACCUGCGGAGGAGGCGUUCGGUCCCGCAGCCGCCAGUGCAACAACCCUGUUCCUGUGUACGGAGGUCGUGAUUGUCCUGGUACAACGUUCGAUUAUCAGGUGUGUAACAUAGAGGACUGUCCCGGCCCAUAUGAGGACUUCAGAGCGCAGCAGUGCGUCCAGCGCAGCAACAAAUACCACAAUAACAUCAAACACACAUGGCUGCCAUACGAACACCCUGAUGAGGCUCAUAAGUGCGAGUUGAGCUGCCGCUCUAAAGAGACGGGUGAAGUCGUCUUCAUGAACCAGGUGAUGCAUGAUGGGACGCGCUGCAGUUACACGGAUCCGUUCAGCGUCUGCGCUCGAGGAGAGUGUCUGCACGUCGGCUGUGAUAAGGAGGUGGGAUCGUACAAACAGGAGGAUAAAUGCGGCGUCUGUGAAGGAGACAAUUCUCACUGCCGAACCGUCAAACUCACGCUCACCAAAACCCCGAAGAAGACAGGUUUGCUGAAGAUGUUUGAUAUUCCUGCUGGCGCUCGGCACAUUGUGAUCGAGGAGAAUGAAACGUCGCCUCACGUAAUUGCCGUUAAAAAUCAGGUCACGGGCAGUUUCAUCCUGAACGCCAAGGAAGAAGAAAUCACGUCCAAGACUUUCAUUGAGAACGGCCUGGAGUGGGAAUAUUCACUGGCAAAUGGCAAAGAGUCGCUGAAGAGCGUCGGGCCGCUGCACGAAGGCAUCGUGGUGCUGGUCGUCCCGCAGGCCGAGGACACCAAGAUCAGUCUGAGCUACAAAUACAUCAUUCAUGAAGAUCUUCUGCCGGUCAUCACCAACAACAACGUGCUGCUGGCCGAACUGGACACGUACGAGUGGGCGCUGAAGAGCUGGUCGCAAUGCUCCAAACCCUGCGGCGGAGGUGUCCAGUACACUAAAUACGGCUGUCGGAGGAAGAGCGACGGGCGUUUGGUUCACAGGAACUUCUGCGAGAUCAAUAAAAAGCCCAAACCCAUCCGUAAACGCUGCAACACCAACAGCUGCAGCCAGCCCACUCCACAUUUACCUUGUUCGGUGAGCUGCGGUGAAGGGAUCCGGCAGCGGCAGGUCAUCUGCUCCGGACAGUGUGACGCAAACAAACCCGAAUCUGUGUCCGUCUGCAAGCUUCCUCCCUGCACAGGAGAGCCGUCUUUACCCAGUCCCACUAAAGAUUUACUGGAGAAUUUCACCACUGAGGAGGAGAAACGACCGGAAAACGCUCUGGAUAAAGUCUCUAAUGAGCCGUGUCUGGGUGAUAAGUCCAUCUUCUGUCAGAUGGAGGUUCUGGCGCGCUACUGCUCCAUCCCGGGUUAUCAGAAGCUCUGCUGCGAGUCCUGUAACAGGAGGAUGGCUUUCAGUACGCUUUCUCCAGACGUUCAUCCUCCCUUCACUUGGCUUCCGGAUUUCACCUUCCCUCAACUACUUCAAACGAAUCCCGACCCGACACAGCAGAUGCACACUCAGACGUCUGUAUCUCCAUCUACAGCGGCUCCGCUCAUCCACACCACUAUAGCAGCUACCAAGAGACCGCGACCCACUUCCACGAGCCCUAAAGGAGAGGACGAGAGCACGUCCCAUCCAGAGUCCAUCACCUCACUUCUACCUCCAGACGGACUCCAGAACCAGAGCACCACUGUGGACUCCAAUCGCCUCGGGGACUCGCCGGUCACAUGAUCACUAGCCAAUCAGACAGCAGCUACUGUUUACCUCAGAACGAACCGACGUCACCCACAAUCCUCUGCUCCGUGUGUUGAACCGGGAGAAAACCGUGAAAGGUGCUGUUCUUGAAAUGCAGUGGCUCAAUCUGUGUUGUUUAGUGUCUUUAGGACUACUAGAUGCGCGCGUCUUCACUCUUUAGCGUGUGUGUUUGUGGCUGUAACACGUCGUUAUCCGCUCAUAUAGUUUAAUAGCAGUGUUAUUAUGAGUCUAGCCGUGUACGUUUGCUUUGUAACUCUGAUGUAGUUUUGUGACUGACCAACUUUAGCAGAGUUUCG